GAAGAUUCUUUUGACUAUAAAGAUGAAGAGUCUACUUUUUCUGGUGCUGAUUUCUGUCUGCUGGGCUGAACCUCACCCUGACAACUCAAGUCUGGAGCAUGAAAGAAUUAUUCACAUUCAAGAAAAUGGACCCCGUCUACUUGUGGUAGCAGAGCAAGCUAAAAUCUUCUCACACCGGGGUGGCAAUGUCACACUGCCAUGUAAAUUUUACCAUGAACACACAUCAACAGCUGGCUCAGGAACCCACAAAAUCCGGGUCAAGUGGACCAAACUCACCUCAGAUUACCUCAAAGAAGUGGACGUCUUUGUUGCAAUGGGACACCACAGAAAGAGCUACGGAAACUACCAGGGCAGAGUGUUUCUGAGGGAAAGCAGUGAAAAUGAUGCCUCUCUUAUAAUCACAAAUAUCAUACUGGAGGAUUAUGGGAGAUAUAAGUGCGAGGUGAUUGAAGGAUUAGAGGAUGAUACAGCAGUGGUAGCUCUGAAUUUGGAAGGUGUCGUAUUCCCUUAUUCUCCGCGGCUGGGUCGUUACAACUUAAACUUCCACGAGGCUCAGCGAGCCUGUCUGGACCAAGACUCUGUUAUCGCCUCCUUUGACCAGCUCUACGAUGCCUGGAGGUCAGGGCUGGACUGGUGUAACGCCGGCUGGCUCAGCGACGGCUCUGUGCAGUACCCCAUCACCAAGCCCAGGGAGCCCUGCGGAGGGAAGAACACAGUGCCUGGGGUCAGGAAUUACGGGUUCUGGGAUAAAGAUAAAAGCCGAUAUGAUGUUUUCUGUUUUACUUCAAACUUCAAUGGUCGUUUUUACUACCUAAUUCACCCGACCAAGCUGACCUACGAUGAAGCCGUUCAGGCGUGCUUGAAGGAUGGAGCUCAGAUCGCCAAAGUUGGCCAGAUAUUUGCUGCCUGGAAGCUCCUAGGGUACGACCGCUGUGACGCCGGCUGGUUGGCUGACGGCAGCGUCCGCUACCCAAUCUCCAGGCCAAGGAAACGCUGCAGUCCUAACGAAGCAGCGGUUCGCUUUGUAGGCUUCCCUGAUAAAAAGCACAAGCUGUAUGGUGUCUACUGUUUCAGAGCAUACAACUGAAAAUACCUAGAGCACAAAAGUUUUAAAUUCAUUAAGAACAUGUGAAAGAUUUUUUUUCGAUAUGAACUCAUGCAAGUUAUCAAAACUGUGAUAAACCCUUUUUUACUCACUGUAAAGAGUCAUUUUCAUAAACCCAACCCAUUAAUUUGUUGUGUUCUUUUUUUUUUUUUAAUAUUUUUGUAAAAGUAUCAUUCCAUAGAUAUUUUAAAUUAAUAUAAUUUAAAGGAAGCUCUAGGUAAGGAAGUUUUAGAGCCAAAUUCUUUAAGCUACAUCAUCCCAACAAAAUAUACUUCUCAUGAAUGGGGCAUGCAAUAGAGCUUGACAAUUGCUAGGGCACAAUUAUGGAAUGUAAGGCUACUCAAAGCAGAAGCUUUUGAAAAGCACAGAUUUUACAUAUUUGUACCAGUUUGAAAACACUGCAAAUUGAUUAUAUCAGGAAUUUUGAAAUAAGGUAAUCUUUUUGUUAAAGGGGAUCAGUGAGGUUUUGCGAAAAAAUCUCACAAUGUAGGUUAGAAAAUAACUUUUUUCACUGGUUUCACAUGGGAACAACUUAGAGUUUAAGAAAAGCAGCUAAAACAGUCCUCAAAAAUAGGACUAGUUUUACAAUUUAAAAUCUUGCCUUUCUGAAAAAUAAGCUUAUGGUCCCAUGCAUAGGAACAAGCACAAUUAGUUCUCCUGAACAUUUCAAUUGUGUUUUUGUUGUGUAUAAAUCAUUGAUGAGGGAGUGAAUAAUUAACUAAUAAGAAAACUCUGUUUUCUUCUUAACUCCAGUUGAAGAUGCCUGAGAAGUGUUGUAUUACCUUUGAGUAGCUUUACUGAGUUAUUUUUAAACUCUUAAAGGCCAUUUGCUAAGCAGCAUAUAGCAUCUACUCAGGGCAGUUGUAUAAAUGAACUGCUGGACAGAGGAAUUGUAAACUUUAGCAGCUUGAUUUUACAUUAGCUUUUGAAAUGUUAUUGUCUUAACGGAAGAACAUUACAAUAUUUAAUAUUUCUUACC
Messenger RNA from Athene cunicularia (burrowing owl), 2084 nucleotides. It is a transcript of the gene HAPLN1, whose product is annotated as hyaluronan and proteoglycan link protein 1. The transcript has 4 exons. Gene Ontology annotation, biological process: cell adhesion. Gene Ontology annotation, molecular function: hyaluronic acid binding. The record is from RefSeq and is a predicted model, not a curated record. NCBI's taxonomy places the organism in Eukaryota, Metazoa, Chordata, Aves, Strigiformes, Strigidae. The coding region runs from base 23 to 1087 and encodes 354 amino acids.